Messenger RNA from Paraglomus occultum, 425 nucleotides. NCBI's taxonomy places the organism in Eukaryota, Fungi, Glomeromycota, Glomeromycetes, Paraglomerales, Paraglomeraceae. The record is from the annotation of a GenBank genome assembly.
AAAUUAGAGAAUCAAGGGGGAAGAUACCAAAUGCAUCAAAAAGAAUGGCAAAAAAAUUUCAUAUUGGCACUCGUCGUGUUUAUGAAAUAUGGGAGCACAACGAACGUUUACAACAAGAUCUUGAUUCUCCAUCACCUUCUGAUUCUGAUAACUCUUCUACUUUAAAUGAUUUUAAAAACAAGAAAUCUUCAUCGAUUAAAAAAAUAAAAUCUAAACCUGUUCAUAUUUUGAAUCAACCUCCUAUUAAUAAAAAUUUAACCGGAAAGUUAAGUGCAAUAUCAUUAGAAGUAAAAAAAGAAACUACACCACCUGUUACCUUGCAAGAGACUGAAGAUGUUUUGGAAUUACAUAAGAGAAAGCAAAAAGAUAUAGAAAAGAUUAGAGCGAGUGGUCGUACUCUUGCCUCUAAAUUAUCAGUUUCUUAG